Astrephomene gubernaculifera is the source of this 1153-nucleotide messenger RNA. The record is from the annotation of a GenBank genome assembly. Lineage: Eukaryota; Viridiplantae; Chlorophyta; Chlorophyceae; Chlamydomonadales; Astrephomenaceae.
AUUAUAACCAGUUAUAGUAUCAUAACUUUAUCAGUUAACUGCUUGAGAUUAAGAAGAUGCGCACUUGUCAGGCUCAACGCCGUGUGACCGCGGCUACUGGCGCUGGUUGCUUCGUGGCGAGCGUGCGGCCAAUUGUUCUCCGCCCGGUGCGCUCGCUGCUGCACCCAACCACACAGGCUUCCAUUUCCCAAGCCCAUGUGGUUGCUACGCGGGCGGUGGCCAGCCAAGCGGGCGCUCCACCACCUCGCGCUGGAAAAAAGAAGGUGAAGAAGAUGGUGGACAUCAACGGCGAUGUGUUGAAGGACCUAUCAAAUGGAAUGUUUCAGGUCAAGCUCGAAAAUGGCGUGAGCGUCAUUGCGCACCUAUCCGGCAAGAUUCGGCAGAACAGGAUCAGGGUAGUUGUUGGAGACAAGGUAACCGUGGAGCUAAGCCCAUACGACCUGACUAAAGGGCGCAUCACCUUGCGGCAUAAACCCGGGGAGGCUACGCCACCUGCGCCCAAGUAACCUGCCCGGCGGUGUCUGCAGCGCUCGCCUGUUGCCUUAGCUACAAGCUUGCGAACUAGUUAGAGAACGGGCGACGGGUGGGAUUCCCGCAACCAGCCUCAUACGUUAGGAACGGGUGUUUGGGUCAUGUCUAGGGUUUGGUUGUCGUCCAAGCUUGCCUGCCGUAGGGGGGGGGCAUUCCUUGGCCUAAAGACGUGAAGGCUUUGCCGGCAAGGGCUUCGAGGUUGCCUGAUGCUGAAGGGUCAAAGGCGCAAGGACGAUGCCUAUUGACUGUUGUACAUUUACUGUUCGCAAGGACAGACAGUUUUGAAGGUGUUGAGAGUGUUGCUUGACGAGCGUGUUUUGUGUGACAAGCGUUUGACGAGCUGUGAGAGCCUUAACAUUAUAAAUCGAGGGGCGAUUGUGGGGUUGGUUGGAACCUUCCACUGGCUGUGUGUUUUGCUGCGUUUUUUGCAGUUGUUAUGCUUGCCGUACGGUGCUUGGUUGCUGCAGUUUGCUGAAGGUCGAAGAGUACGUUAAACCUGAGGAUUGUUGCCACGAGGGAAGGCAAACGUCUGCCAAUGUUUGCGUGCAUGCCCCAAAAGGAGUGCCAAAACGCUCAGGCCGACAAAUGGGGAAGAGAGGGAAUGGCCGUUGGGCGAUAGGGG